Helianthus annuus (common sunflower) is the source of this 1779-nucleotide messenger RNA. RefSeq names its product probable serine/threonine-protein kinase PBL22. Bases 7 to 1692 code for a protein of 561 amino acids. Gene Ontology annotation, biological process: protein phosphorylation. The record is from RefSeq and is a predicted model, not a curated record. Gene Ontology annotation, molecular function: protein kinase activity; ATP binding. The transcript has 5 exons. Lineage: Eukaryota; Viridiplantae; Streptophyta; Magnoliopsida; Asterales; Asteraceae.
UUUCGUAUGUUGUUCGUGUUUGUGUUGGUUACAAGUGUUUUGGCUAAAAAUUUAUCGGAUGAAUGUGUUCUCGAUAUGCAACCUUCUUCAAGCUGUGGGAGCGCGAAUUGGGAUGGAUUUCUCGACUAUGGAUGUUGCGAAUCAGCCUUCGAAGAAUAUCUAUCGGCAUUAGCAAGACACGCAAAUCAAACAGGAUCAAUUUUCUUGAAUUCAAGUCAACAACAGAGUUGUCGAUCAUCGUUAGAAGGUAGCAACGGAAGAAAUCUUCUGAGCUGCGGCGUUGAAAAGCUUGCAGCUGGCUCUGGCAGCUGCUCGGACUUUUCAUUGACUGAUGUUGCUAACAAGCUGCAGAGCUCGUUGACCCGUCUGGAUCAAGAUUGUGAGCUGUUGGAAUCGAAAGACAGCUGCAGCUCUUGUUAUGAAAGGUGGCAAAAGAUUGGGGCUAAUAGUAGUGUGGAAGAAAAUGAAAUUUGUCGAUUUGCAGUUCUUGUUUCGAUGGUGACUAGAAAGAUUUCUGAUGUGAAAUGGGUUCGAGCGGUUUAUCAGUGUCUUGGACAGAAUCAAAGUGUUGGAUCAGAUCAAUCCGAGGACAUUCAACAUAAUCAUGAUGAACAUAAGAAAAAAAUGAGCACUGGAAUAUGGAUUCUGAUCGGAGGUCUGGUCGGCAUCAUGAUUAUUGUAACCACAACACUGUUGCUUUUCUUCAGAAAAUCGGUCACUGGAAAGUCAACGAAGUGCAAAAACAGUAUGUGUGUGUUGGAUUCGCCGUUCCCAAAAGAAUUGACUACAAAGUUAACGGUUAAGGACAUUUAUGCGGCUACAAAUGAUCUCAAAGCAUCAAACUUUAUCGGUGAAGGAAACGCAGGGAAGGUGUAUAAAGGCAUACUCGCGAAUGGUCAGAAUGUUGCGAUCAAGCACAUUGUCAACGAUGGUGAAAAGGAAACUUACGUUAGGGAGAUAACAAGUUUGUCGCACGUAAAACAUCCAAAUCUUGUGCGAUUGUUGGAUCACUGUGAGGGUGAAGGGGAGUGUUUUCUUGUUUACGAGCUUUGCCAUUGGGGAAAUCUAUCAGAAUGGCUGUUUAGUAAAGAUAAAGUUAUUACAUGGAUCCAACGUCUUCAAAUCGCCAUUGAUUGUGCUCGGGGACUCUGGUUUCUUCAUACAUACCCUGCAGGAUGCAUAGUUCAUCGCGAUAUAAAGCCAACAAACAUUCUCCUAAAUAUGAACUUUCAAGCGAAGCUCGCCGACUUUGGAUUGUCAAAGAUUAUUGACACGGGUCUAUCUCAUGUUAGCUCAGAAGUGAGAGGGACAUUCGGGUAUGUGGAUCCUGAAUACCAAAAGAACAGUCGGGUCAACCCGUCUGGUGAUGUGUAUAGCUUUGGAAUCGUGCUUUUACAACUUCUUUCGGGGCAACGGGUGAUCAAUAUUGACUUGCAAAGGCCAAUGCCGAUUGGAAAAAUGGCAAUGACAUUAACGAAGGCGGGGAGUAUGACAGAGUUUGCGGAUCCAAAACUCAAAGGGGAUUACUCGUUGAAGGCGUUUGAGUUUAUAAUCAAUCUAGCAAUUUCUUGUAUCGGGAUGAAGCAACAAAGGCCUUCAAUGGAACAAGUGGUUGCUGGACUCGAAAAGGCUCUUGACAUGUCUAUACGAGAUGGGUCACUAACACCAAAGGUUUCACCAAAAAUGGUCUAGACUCUAUAUGGAGAUAGAUAAUGUUUGUAUACAUUAACGAAUAUUUUUGUAACAAAAUGCUUAUGCUAUACCAUCAUAAAUACACUA